Messenger RNA from Piliocolobus tephrosceles (Ugandan red Colobus), 2747 nucleotides. It is a transcript of the gene PPP2CA, whose product is annotated as protein phosphatase 2 catalytic subunit alpha. The record is from RefSeq and is a predicted model, not a curated record. NCBI's taxonomy places the organism in Eukaryota, Metazoa, Chordata, Mammalia, Primates, Cercopithecidae. Gene Ontology annotation, molecular function: protein serine/threonine phosphatase activity. The transcript is spliced from 7 exons. The coding region runs from base 773 to 1702 and encodes 309 amino acids.
GGAGGUGGUUAAUCCAAGCGGCCACUCGCUGCCCGUUCUUGCCCCCAAAGAUGAGGGAAACCCACACGUUUACAGCGCCGCUGCAUCCCGGAUGAGCAAUGGGGUCGCAAUUCUCGUUUCCGUGAUCGGGCUGCCAGGCCCCAGGUGAGGAACUGAGUUCAUCACCAGAGCGGCCUUCCCAUGGGAACCAGUUCCAGGCCGCCAGUAGCCCCGGUUUCCAUCCGAUCUGCGCCUGCGCGCGGUCCAAGUGCUCUUUGGGCUUAGUGCUAAGAGAUUAGUCCAGUUCGCCGCUGUGCGCACUGCGCAUGCUCCAGUUCCAUCCUUCCCUUCCCCCACCACCCCGCCCUCCGGGAGCCACGCCCAAAAAGUCAAGGCGCCUCAGUUACCAACCGGCUACGUCGCGCCUGCGCUUUGACCCCCAGUUUGCGCCCCAACUCCGGUCGUGCGACCGCACGGGGUGGGCUCUGCAGUUGCGCAGCUUGCUCCCCGGCCCUUUUCCCCUCCGCUCCCCGCCGUCUCCUGACGCCGGGCGUGACGUCACCACGCCCGGCGGCCGCCAUUACAGAGAGCCGAGCUCCGGAGGCUCAGCGAGCGGAGGAGGAGGCUCAGCGGCCGACGGCCGAGUACUGCGGUGAGAGCCAGCGGGCCAGCGCCAGCCUCAAAAGCCGCCAGAAGUACAGGAAGAACCGGCGGCGGGGUGUGCGUGUGGCCCGUGUGCGGGCGGCGGCGCGGGAGCAGCGCGGAGCGGCAGCCGGCUGGGGCGGGUGGCAUCAUGGACGAGAAGGUGUUCACCAAGGAGCUGGACCAGUGGAUCGAGCAGCUGAACGAGUGCAAGCAGCUGUCCGAGUCCCAGGUCAAGAGCCUCUGCGAGAAGGCUAAAGAAAUCCUGACAAAAGAAUCCAACGUGCAAGAGGUUCGAUGUCCAGUCACUGUCUGUGGAGAUGUGCAUGGGCAAUUUCAUGAUCUCAUGGAACUGUUUAGAAUUGGUGGCAAAUCACCAGAUACAAAUUACUUGUUUAUGGGAGAUUAUGUUGACAGAGGAUAUUAUUCAGUUGAAACAGUUACACUGCUUGUAGCUCUUAAGGUUCGUUACCGUGAACGCAUCACCAUUCUUCGAGGGAAUCAUGAGAGCAGACAGAUCACACAAGUUUAUGGUUUCUAUGAUGAGUGUUUAAGAAAAUAUGGAAAUGCAAAUGUAUGGAAAUAUUUUACAGAUCUUUUUGACUAUCUUCCUCUCACUGCCUUGGUGGAUGGGCAGAUCUUCUGUCUACAUGGUGGUCUCUCGCCAUCUAUAGAUACACUGGAUCAUAUCAGAGCACUUGAUCGCCUACAGGAAGUUCCCCAUGAGGGUCCAAUGUGUGACUUGCUGUGGUCAGAUCCAGAUGACCGUGGUGGUUGGGGAAUAUCUCCUCGAGGAGCUGGUUACACCUUUGGGCAAGAUAUUUCAGAGACAUUUAAUCAUGCCAAUGGCCUCACGUUGGUGUCAAGAGCUCACCAGCUAGUGAUGGAGGGAUAUAACUGGUGCCAUGACCGGAAUGUAGUAACGAUUUUCAGUGCUCCAAACUAUUGUUAUCGUUGUGGUAACCAAGCUGCAAUCAUGGAACUUGACGAUACUCUAAAAUACUCUUUCUUGCAGUUUGACCCAGCGCCUCGUAGAGGCGAGCCCCAUGUUACUCGUCGCACCCCAGACUACUUCCUGUAAUGAAAUUUUAAACUUGUACAGUAUUGCCAUGAACCAUAUAUCGACGUAAUGGAAAUGGGAAGAGCAACAGUAACUCCAAAGUGUCAGAAAAUAGUUAACAUUCAAAAAACUUGUUUUCACAUGGACCAAAAGAUGUGCCAUAUAAAAAUACAAAGCCUCUUGUCAUCAACAGCCGUGACCACUUUAGAAUGAACCAGUUCAUUGCAUGCUGAAGCGACAUUGUUGGUCAAGAAACCAGUUUCUGGCAUAGCGCUAUUUGUAGUUACUUUUGCUUUCUCUGAGAGACUGCAGAUAAUAAGAUGUAAACAUUAACACCUCGUGAAUACAAUUUAACUUCCAUUUAGCUAUAGCUUUACUCAGCAUGACUGUAGAUAAGGAUAGCAGCAAACAAUUAUUGGAGCUUAAUGAACAUUUUUAAAAAUAAGUACCAAGGCCUCCCUUCUACUUGUGAGUUUUGAAAUCGUUCUUUUUAUUUUCAGGGAUACCGUUUAAUUUAAUUAUAUGAUUUGUCUGCACUCAGUUUAUUCCCUACUCAAAUCUCAGCCCCAUGUUGUCCUUUGUUAUUGUCAGAACCUGGUGAGUUGUUUUGAACAGAACUGUUUUUCCCCCUUCCUGUAAGACGAUGUGACUGCACAAGAGCACUGCAGUGUUUUUCAUAAUAAACUUGUGAACUAAGAACUGAGAAGGUCAAAUUUUAAUUGUAUCAAUGGGCAAGACUGGUGCUGUUUAUUAAAAAAGUUAAAUCAAUUGAAUAAAUUUUAGAAUUUGUAGACUUGUAGGUAAAAUAAAAAUCAAGGGCACUACAUAACCUCUGGUAACUCCUUGACAUUCUUCAGAUUAACUUCAGGAUUUAUUUGUAUUUCACAUAUUACAAUUUGUCACAUUGUUGGUGUGCACUUUGUGGGUUCUUCCUGCAUAUUAACUUGUUUGUAAGAAAGGAAAUCUGUGCUGCUUCAGUAAGACUUAAUUGUAAAACCAUAUAACUUGAGAUUUAAGUCUUUGGGUUUUGUUUUAAUAAAACAGCAUGUUUUCAGGUAGAGCUUAA